AUGAACCUCAAGAAUGGGAUUCCGAAAAUAAUUGUUCCAUUUGUUACGCUUCUAAUUUUAGUAUAUUUAAAUUUUGCAUGUUUCUAUUCAUUAGCUUACCAAGAGAUUUAUAUACAACACCAGGCUCAUGGUGUAGCGAUUAGUUUAUGGACCCUAGGCUGUAUUUUCGACAUCCUAAUUGUAACAUAUUGGAUUCUAUUGUAUGUGAAGGGUCCUGGGAGGGCUCCAGUAAUCAAAGGAUUUAACUUGUACGACCAAGAGGGCACUGAGUAUAGUCAAUUGCCCAAAUAUUUUCUAGGCGAUGAGAAUGGCUAUCCAUACUGGUGUUCAAAUUGCCAGUCGAUAAAGUUGCCCCGAUCUUUUCAUCUGAAAGAUUCAGGCUACUGUGUAAUGAAAUUUGACCAUUACUGUCUAUGGGUAGGAUCAUCCAUAGGUCAAGAUAACUAUGGAUACUUUCUAAAGUUUGCAUUGUAUUGCUUAAGUAAUUUUUUAAUCUCACUUAUUUACCUUGCUGUGUAUACGAGAUCAGCUCUAGUUGAGACUACUUCCAUUAACACAAAUUACAUCUUUAUAUAUAUAUUAAGCGGUUUCUUCCUGAUCUUCCUCAUUGCGUUGCUAGGUUCUAAUGUCUGGUACAUUAUGAAUAAUAUGACCACAUUGGAUGACUUGAGUAGGAAACAGCUGGUGCGAUACGCCAGGUGGAAGGACUCGAAAAGAAGAAACCCCAAGAGUAAACCCAGAGUGGAGGAUGGUAAGAGGUAUGUCAAUAUAAACAGCGACUUGCAAGUGGAUGGGGUAACACAGGUGGAAAAUACCAGUCGUUUGGUGAUUAAAUACAGUGUCAGAGAAACUCCGUUUUCUUUUGGAUUCCGGAACAAUUGGAUAAACAUUUGGUUAUACGGUAACUCACCCAAGGUAAAAGAAUACAAACGAGAACUAUUUUCUUUCAGUUUGCUUGUAUUUUUCGUGCCUUUGUUGGACGUGUGGAUAAAUCACCGAAGAGCAAGAAAUGGGUUGGGUGAACUCACUAGAAAAAUAGACGAUCCUGAAACCCCGCUAAACAACCACUUGUAUGAGUUGUACUGCGAUAACUUUAACGAGGAGUUUAUCGAAAUGAUGAAUGGACAGAAAAACAAUAAGAAGGCCCAAAAGCCGAACUAUUUGAAUAUUGCAUGA
Molecule: messenger RNA, 1176 nt
Organism: Dujonia railenensis
Lineage: Eukaryota; Fungi; Ascomycota; Pichiomycetes; Serinales; Debaryomycetaceae
Source: the annotation of a GenBank genome assembly